GACGAGUAUAAAUCUAGCGCCAAGGUUGAAAUGUCUCUCAUUCUAGUAGUGUGAACGCAUAAGUGACAGUCGGGUCUCUCUCUCUCUCUUGUGGAUUACGUUAGUGCUACCGGAGUUAAGUUUUGCUAUUACUAUUUAGUGCAUUAUUCUGCUUUGCAAGAUUAAAAUGGCCCUCAUCUACGUCGUCCCGUUUCUCCUACUGUUGUCACAGGCAUCUGCUAAUCCUCUUAAUUCUACAGAAAUGACUUCUACAGAGAUCCCUUUCUUUGGCAACGACACUUCAGAACCCGAAAAUGUGACUGAUGCUACUGUUAUGCCUUUAACAAACCUAACAUCUAUGAACGAAACUGUCAUGGAACCAUUCGAGACCACAGUAGAAGAUAUUAGUACUGAUGAAGCGACUACCACUGAGGAUACCGAAAUUAUCGAAACAAUGUCUUACGCUUCCGAACCCGAACCCGAAGUAACUGAAACAAACCCUCCACCAACCAAAAAGGCCAACAUCGAAAAUCUGGCUGUAAUGGCGCAAGCUGGUACAUUGGCUAUUGUUCUUCCAAUCUGUAUUCGGCUGGUGACACUUUGGAAUAGUUGCCUAUAAACACUUUUUAACUGCAUGGAUUUAUGUUGCAUUUAAUUUAUUCGUUACCAUGCGUUUUUUGCUGAGGCGUUUUUGUAAAUAGUUCGGAAAUAAAACUUCAUUUUUUUUUA
Messenger RNA from Argiope bruennichi, 708 nucleotides. RefSeq lists its product as uncharacterized. The record is from RefSeq and is a predicted model, not a curated record. NCBI's taxonomy places the organism in Eukaryota, Metazoa, Arthropoda, Arachnida, Araneae, Araneidae. The coding region runs from base 167 to 598 and encodes 143 amino acids. The transcript is spliced from 3 exons.